GACAACCGUAAUUAUCUCGUCAUUCGCAAGCUUAGAAAUCCAAUUGCGCAACUUGGCUGCGUAUUGACAAAAUGAGGGGAUUUAUGAAUUCCCCCCUACUUGAUCUCGAAUCAAAUUGCACUAUUUCUCUCAAUCUUAUCAAAGACAGACUGCGGAACGUAACAUGUCCGAAGAAUCUGAGAAGAAAGAGUGGCAUAUAAAAGGAUCUCUAGACGCAGAAUUAGUCGUGACCCCAGCCCUUCCACCUGACUUUCAUAUCAGUCUUCAUACACACGAUACACCAGACGGAGAAUCAACAAUUGUCGAGCUUAAAAUGGGUUCUCAUCCUGCUCCAAAGAUUAUCUUGUAUACUUCCUAUGCAUGUCCUUGGGCCCAUCGCUCUCAAAUAGCUCUUGCUGAGCUCGGGCUAGAAUUUGAGACUGUCAUUAUCGACCUUACUGUUCCACGCACGCCAGAGUACUUGGCCAUCAACCCUCGGGGACUCGUGCCUGCUCUCUCCUACAAUGGAGAGAUCCUCACUGAAUCCGGAGUGAUUUCCCAAUUCUUGGUAGACUCUCAUCCUUCCCACUUGGAGAAGACCAGCCGUGAGGAAGGUGGUGCAUUGCAACGUGCUAGAUACAACUUCUUCAUCGAGACCUACUUCUCGAAGGUUGCCCCACAUGUUGUGAAAGCCGGAAUAGCGAAAACAUUGGAAGAAAGAGAACAAGCUGCCUCCAAUGUUAUAGAUGCGAUAGUGAAGGAGAUUGAGCCUUUAGUUCAGAACGCAGCCCCAUUUUUUGGAGGCUCGGAGAAGCUGACAUUUGUGGAAGUUCAAGUUGGAUCAUUUCUGCUCCGACUUUUGGCUUUCGCCAAAUAUGAUGGCUUGCUUCCCAAGAGCCUUUUGACUCUGGAAGAAAAAGCUCCGGCCUUUUGGAAAUGGGCCAGUGCCGUAAGCAAUGAGAAGAGCGUCACCUACAUUUGGGAUGAGGAGGCCACAGCAAAGAGAUCGCUUCAGCGAUUUGAGAAGAUAAGAGCAGCUUGACUAGAGAGACCAAAUUUAUGACGGAACCACCACGAGACAAAUGAAAUAAGAAUUCAGCGGUACGGGCACAGCAAUAAGGGUAAUGACGGCGUUGAUAUAGUAACAAUUCAAUCUUUUAGAAUAUGCCAAGAAACAUCAGUCUACAAACCCCGAAGCUAAAUCACUUUCCCCAUAACCUAACACUUGUCCUCAUGAUGAUGUCAAUUUAUGCAUCAGUGUUUCGUCCCUGCAUUGUCAGCACCACUCGGGGAUUUUGCUCCUAACACUCGACAUUAGGUUACUACGAUGUCUUAGAAAAUGAUUGAGGAAUGUCUCAUGGAAAAAGUUCUUCAAUCUGUGACUAUCACAAGGCCCA
Molecule: messenger RNA, 1376 nt
Organism: Botrytis cinerea B05.10
Lineage: Eukaryota; Fungi; Ascomycota; Leotiomycetes; Helotiales; Sclerotiniaceae
Gene: Bcgst14
Product: Bcgst14
Exons: 3
Coding region: 164-1021 (285 amino acids)
Cellular component (GO): cytoplasm
Source: RefSeq, a predicted model, not a curated record